Monodelphis domestica (gray short-tailed opossum) is the source of this 6936-nucleotide messenger RNA. The record is from RefSeq and is a predicted model, not a curated record. Lineage: Eukaryota; Metazoa; Chordata; Mammalia; Didelphimorphia; Didelphidae.
UGAGGGAGCUGCCCAGUCCCAGACCCCGAGCCUCUCCCGGGACCGCCUUCUCCCAAUCACAGACCCUUAGAUUUAGUAGUAUGGGGGAGGUGGUUCCCAGGAGGAAGAAGCGAGGCGGAGCCUGCAAGCCAAGGUCCUUUCUCUAGGGAAGUCACUGUCCCAGGUGUCUCUGUGGAUGUUAGGGGGCGGAGGAAAAGAGGAGAGGGGUCAGGAACACUUCCUUUGCUUUCCUUAACAUCAAGACCCGCGGCGCCAUUAUCUCCCAGGAGGGCGGUACACACACCUGGGCCCCGCCACACACCUACGAGCUAGGAGGACCCAGAGGGACUGCGCUGUCAGCGCUGCUGGAAGUGGGGGCGGUGCUAUAGCGAACCUGGAGGGAGGCCAAGGGCCUGGGAGGGACCUGCCCUGGGGCGGAGCGGGCAGCGGGUGGUGGCAGGGGACGGGUCUGGACUGUAUAGGCGCCCGGGGCACAGGACGCAGCUGGACAGGACUCGGCUAUGGCUGUGCUCCCCGCGGAGGGAGCUUGGAGGCUGGGCGCACUGCUGCUCCUGAUCUGCUUUCACUUUGGAAAUGGACUUCACUUAAAGGUUUUACAUACAGAUAAUGAAAAUGGUCUGAUCUCUCCACAAGGAAACUUAAUCCGACAAAAGCGGGAGUGGAUCACUGCUCCUGUAUCCCUUAGGGAAGGGGAGGACCUCUCAAAGAAGAAUCCAAUUGCCAGAAUUCACUCUGAUCUUGCCCAUGAACAAAACAUAAAAGUUACAUAUCGUUACACUGGACAAGGGAUUACAGAACCACCUUUUGGUGUAUUUGUCUUUGAUAAAAUUACUGGUGAACUGAAUGUUACUAAGAUUCUUGACCGAGAAGAAGUUCCAAUGUAUAUACUAACAGGCUAUGCUUUGGAUGAGAGAGGAAACAACCUGGAAAGGCCAUUAGAGUUGAGAAUUAAAGUUCUUGAUGUAAAUGAUAAUGAGCCUGUGUUCACCCAAGAUGUCUUUGUUGGGUCUGUUGAAGAACUAAGCCCAGCAAAUACACUUGUGAUGAAAAUUAGUGCAACAGAUGCUGAUGAGAAAAAUCAUAUCAAUUCCCAAGUUUCUUAUAAGAUUGUGUCUCAGGAACCAGCCCAGCCUUUUGUCUUCUUCCUUGAUAAAGACAAAGGAGAGAUUCUAACAACAGCAUUUCUUCUGGACAGAGAGAAACACAGCCACUACAGUCUGAUUGUUGAAGCAAGUGACAGAAGUGGACAAAAAACAGAUAAGCCUGUGAGUCGAGCCAAAGUACAAAUUAACAUUUUAGAUGUCAAUGAUAACAUACCUGUGGCUGAAUUUGAGAUGUAUGAGAAUACAAUCGAAGAAAAUCAAGCAAAUGUGGAAGUCAUACGGAUAAAAGUAACUGACUUGGAUGAAGUAGGCUCAGAUAACUGGCUGGCAAAUUUUACAUUUAUUUCAGGAAAUGAAGAAGGUUAUUUCCAUGUAGAAACAGAUUCUCAAACAAAUGAAGGAAUUGUGACUCUUGUUAAGGAAUUGGAUUAUGAAGUACUGAAGAGUCUUGACUUGAAGAUCAUUGUCACCAAUAAAGCACCAUUUCACAAAUCAAUUAGAAAUAAAUUCAAAGCAAAAUCCAUUCCUAUCAAGAUCAAAGUGAAAAAUGUAGUGGAAGGUGUUUAUUUUCAAAGCCAAUCAAUCAAAGUCCAAACUAGUGAACAAAUGGAGAGGUCUGAAAUAGGUAAAACUAUUGGAAAAUUUCAAGCCUAUGAUCAGGACACUGGGAAAAUAGCCCAUGUAACGUAUGCCAAGGGAGAAGAUGUUGACAAUUGGAUCACAGUGGAUCCUAUCACAUCUGAAAUCAAACUUGUUAAAAUUCCUGAUUAUGAAUCUAAAUAUGUCAUUAAUGGUACUUAUAUUGCAAAGAUCGUGGCUAUCACUAAAGAUAUUCCUAGCAAAACGGUCACUGGUACCAUUGAAAUCAUGGUAAAAGAUAUUAAUGAUAACUGUCCAGAACUUGUAAAUCCAGUACAAACUAUCUGUGAUGAUUCAACAUAUGUAAAUGUUACUGCCAAGGACCUGGAUGGUUAUCCAUAUAGUUCCCCUUUCAGCUUUGCAGUCAUUGACAAACCAGCUGGAAUGGCAGAGAAUUGGUACUUUGGACACCAAGAAAGUACAAGUGCAUGGUUAAUACCUAAAGAAUUAAAAAUAGGCAGAAGUGAAGUCCACCUGUCAGUGAGUGACAACCAAGGAUUAAGCUGUCCUGAAAAACAGAUCCUGACUUUGACAGUCUGUAACUGUGUGAGUGGUAGUGGCUGUACUGAACCCCUGUUCGACCCCUAUGUGGGGCUGGGGUCUGGAGCAAUUGGGCUCAUGAUUUUUGCACUGCUUCUGUUGCUACUUUUACCCCUUUUACUGCUUCUGUGCCACUGUGGUGGUGGAGGAGGAGGAGCCCACGGCUUCACAGCCAUACCUGGUACUGUAGAGAUGCUGCAUCCGUGGAACAAUGAAGGGGCACCACCUGAAGACAAGGCAUUGACACCUCUCCUGGCCACAGAUGCUGGAGUAAAUUUUGGAGCAACCCCUGGAGGAUUAACUAGAGUAGGAAUUAUAAGCAGUGAAUCAACUAAGAGAGGAAGUAGCUCAGGCCAUCACACUAUGACUGUGGUAGAUGGAGGAUGGGAAGAACAUAGAAACCUUCUGACUAGUGGAAUUACAAGAACUGUUGGGUCAGCUGGAGCCAUGAGCGGUGCCACAACAAUGGGGGCAGCUGGAGCCAUGAGUGGUGCCACAACGAUGGGGGCAGCUGGAGCCAUGAGUGGUGCCACAACGAUGGGGGCAGCUGGAGCCAUGAGUGGUGCCACAACGAUGGGGGCAGCUGGAGCCAUGAGUGGUGCCACAAUGCUGGGGGCAGCUGGAGCCAUGGGGGCAGUUGGAGCCAGGACAACCACCAUGGCACUGAAUGAAGAAUAUCUGAAAAACUACUUUAGUGAUAAAGCUGCUUCCUACGUUGACAAUGAUGAAAUUCAAGCAGCAAAAGACUGCCUUCUAGUUUAUUCUCAGGAAGAUUCGCAGUCUCUUCAUGGUUCUAUUGGCUGUUGCAGCUUCAUCGAGGGAGACUGGGAUGAUAGUUACCUGGAUGAUUUAGGAAUCAAGUUCAAGAUGCUAGCAGAAAUAUGCACGGGGCAAAAACUAGAGACAGCUAAUGAACCCAGUCCAGGGCACAAACUUCCCACCAAAGCUAGUACACGUACAGCUUCCCAUUCCCUUUAUGAGCAGAGUACCAUUCAGACAGAAAAGUCCCACUCCUCGUCGUCGGGCAUCAGCCUCCAGGCUUCAAAGCCUCUGAGCGAGUCGCCUUCAGAGACCACGAAGCAAGAAUUAUUCGCUGAACGGUCCUUCUCUUCCAGGCAGGGGCUGAAGGUGGGGAGACCCGGCCCCGAUCUGCCUCCUGGGAAUAUCGUCAUAACAGAAACAUCCUACGCCUCAGGCUCCACAUUGCCCCCCAGUACUCUGAUCCUCAAUUCCAGGCCCCCGCAGAGCCUCGUGGUGACCGAGAGGGUGUACGCUCCCACCUCCGCUUUGGUAGACCAGCCGCUCGUCCGGCAGCGCGAGGACCAAAGCAAUAUGGUGGUCACUGAGAGGGUGUACGCUCCUGCCUCUGCUUUGGUAGACCAGCCGCUCAGGCAGCGGGAAGACCAAAGCAAUAUGGUGAUCACCGAAGUGGCCCGGCCUAAGGGCGCCAUGUCUGGUAGCCUAGGAAACAUUAUGGAUGUUCCUGAUUCGAGCUAUGUUGUGGUGAGGGAGAGAGAGAGCUUCCUGGCCCCGAGCUCGGGCCUGCAGAGCGUGAUGGUAACAGAAGGAGGGGUGGCCUCCACCUCGAAUCUGCAGGCCUCAAAGACGGCCUCCCUACAGAAAAAUUUAGAUUUACAGGAAUCUGGUCCAUCUCAUUCGAUGGUGACCGCAUCUUCCACCAGAAUCACCAAGCACAGCACCGUCCAGCAUUCUUAUUCAUAAUGGCCCCUCUCGGUAGUGCGGGCAGCUUUUGUUUUCAGAGGGCCCAGCCUCCGGCCUAGUCCUGUCAGCUCCCAAAAGGAAGCCUCAGAACUGACUCCAGCAUCUGGUCUCUUAGAAUUGGAAAACAGUCACAUCUUGGUAGUGAGUGGAGGCCCAGACGGUACAUCCAGCUGCCUGCUUUCGGGCCUGUGUCGCAGAAGUGCCUUAUGGCCUGCGAGGGCCAACAAAAAACGAUCCCCUUCCUUUAAUGGCCUUAUAAUUCAGUUCAAUUAAGCAAGCGCUUACAAAGUCCCUUCUGUGCUACGUGCUGAGGAUACAGGAAAAAAGCCAUCCUUGCCCUCAAGGACCUCCUGUGUCCUAUCUGAGGGGAGAAGUAAUAAUAAUUACUAUUGGAAUAAUAGCAAAAACUAAUAUAGGCUUAUUAGGCCCUAAGCACUCCACAAUCAUUAUCCCAUUUGAUCCUCAUCCUGGGAGGCCUUUUUUUUUGUCAUCCCCAUUUUAUAGACGAGGACAAUGAGGCAAACGGAAGUUAUGUGACUUGCCCAGGUUCACACUCGAGGAAGUGUCUGAGGCCAGAUUUGAACCCUGUCUCCGAGCCAUCUAGCAGGCCCCUAGGCCACAGUUUAUACUAAGUGUGCAAGACCCCAGAGUAGGCCCUGAGGGUCCAAAGAUGAAAUAAAACAUAGCUUCUGCCUUCAAGGAGCUUUUGGUCUAAUGAGAAAGAAAUUAUCUUCUAGAGAACAGAGUUGCAAAGUAGAUUUAAGCAGCUGUCCUAAAUUGGGUGAGUUUCUGUUGCCUGAUUUUCCUCUUUUUUCAUCCCCAUAUGCUCUUUGGAGGCGUCAUACCUUAUACUACACUACCUGCAACAAUCCAUUUCCCCAAAGAUUCCCAUCCUAGCUUUAUCUUGUUCUCCCAUAUUUGACAUUGGAGUGGCUCAAAGACUGAGCCAUUUGUGAGAUGAACUAAUUGGGAAUUCUAUCUGACCACACUGGCUCAACUUUUAUUUUAUUUAUCAGAUAUGGACUUAUGGGGGGAAAGCACCAAAUAUUUUCCUCCCAGGCUAUCACCAAAAAUGCAUAUUGAAAGUGUUUGAUCCUAGUUCCUAGUUCUCUGUUUUAAUUUGGAUGAUUUUUCCUGUAGCACGAAAGCAAGUAUGUAGGAUAUUUUUUUUAAGGCACCUAAAACCCAACAUAAGAAAGUUUGGACCUGUAUUACAGUUAUUUUCCUACAAAACAACCUCUGCUCCUUGACCCCUGACUUCCCCAAAUUCUGCCAAGGAUACAUGGAAUUUGCCUUCCAGAUUCAUUGACAAAUUCCAGUGGAAUUUGUAGUCACAUAAUUGCAUCAGUUUCUGGUUAAAAGACUGACUUUCUGUGCUUUAGAGAGAAGUCCUCUAAAAUUGUACAGUUUUGACUCCAAAGAAUCUGACUUACAAUCUAAAUGCUAGAAACUUUAGAAGGUGUUACACUUUUGCACUUUUCCCUUUGAAAAUUACUUCGUUUUUAAUUGUCAUACUUUUUACUUUGCCUGAUGACAAAAUUCACUUUGUCUGUUCUUAAUUUUUAACGACUCCUUUUCCAAAGAAAACUCAGUAAAGGACUGAUUUAAUAAUUCUAGUUAAAUUAAGUGCCUACUGUGUAUGCUUAAGGCCAAUUCUGUGUAUACUUCAGAUUACAUGGAUAUACAUUUAAAUAUUUCUUACCCAGAAAAAUAUUUUGAUAAUUUAUAUUAGAACAUUAAUGAAUUUGUGAUUUUAGGACUUUGUAGAUAUUAUAUUUUCCAGGGAAAUUUUUUUAAAUUCCCAAUUAAUAGUUUCUGUAACUUGUACUAUUCAUUUAACAUAAGUGAUUUUCCUAGUACCUGCCAUUUAGAGAAUUCGAUAGACUUCAUAUACUUCUCACUCGUUUUAGUCAAUUGGGUUGGUUUAUGUUAGCUUUUAUAUACCAUUAAUGCCCCCCCACUCCUCUACCUGCCCCCCCUAGGUCCUUUCCAUCAGGAAAAUGGGAAUGAAUGAUUUGCCCAUCAUGAUUAAAGCAAAGAAAGGUUCUAAACCUGUCAUGUAGCAAAAUUUCUUCCUUUUGCUUUUUUUUUAAGUUGCUCAUAUUAUAAAAUUUUAGAACUGGAAGGAGGCUGUCUCAUCCAACCCCCUCAUGUUUACAAACAAGGAAACAGAAGCCCUAAACUGAUUUUUCCAAAAUCACAAAAAUAGUAAAUAACAGUCAAGAUUCAAAUCCAGGUGUUCCUGACUUUGAAUGGACUGCUUUUCCUACUGUGGUAUUAGUAUACUUUUUUACUGUCACUUACAGCUUUGCCAAUGACAUUUUGCCUAAUACCUCAUGGAUCCUUAAUCUAAUUUUGUGAGCACCCAAGUGCACUGGGGUAGACUGUAGUUGUAGUGGACAAGUCUGGUGAGUUGCUGUGGCCGAAAAUAUUCAUCCCUUGGUAUCCUCAGCAGACUUACCUAGGUUGAGCCACAGAUGAGACAUCAGAGCAGAUUCUCUGCCCUGAGCUUAGUCAUUUCAAGCUUAGAAGAGAUCUUCCAGAGUUUGUAUUCUAUUGGUAGAGUGUCUGAGAAUGAAGGGACACUUCCAUUCUCCAAUGAAGCAUUACUAUGGUGGCUUUUUUCUAAAAUUAAAACCGGAGAAAAUCAUGUGUAAAAUUGGAGAUGUAAAUAAAUGGCAAAAAAAUAAAUAAAUAAUAAAGCUGACUUAAAUAGGACUUGUGACUUUAAAAGGGAGAAAUAUUAAAAUUAUAAAAGUUUGAAUAAACUAUUUUUGGCCUAUACUUAGUGUAAUUCACACAAGAGUCAUCCUUCUUUGUUCCUGAGGGAGUAACUGAUUUGUUUUUUGUUGUUCCUUUGAUUAGUUAUAUUCCUACAUAUUGUCAUAAAAACUUUGAAUAAAAAGAUUUUAACAUUGUCCUUUUUCCCACA